UUGAAUCUCAAAUUGCUUUUGUAAAUUGUCAAUCAUUAUUUUCCAAUCACUUUAUUUUUUCCAAUUUGAUUCGUCUUUCAAAGCCAACAUUUCAUCAAUUUUACAUUUGUUUAACUUUCCUUCUUGGUUUUAUUGUUUUUCCUCUUUUGUUUGGUUCCUCUGUCAUCUAAUUUAAAAAUAUGGUUAAACAUAUUGGAUUAUUUAAUUGUUCAUCUCUAUCUUGUCAUCAUAAAUGGAUUUCAAUUGGACUCAUUUGUUUAAUUAAUAUUGUCUUUGUGAAUACUACAUUUUUUGAUACACCCGAGGAGCCCAUAAAGCUUGAUGUUAACCAAGAAACCGACUUGUUACCCUUAUUCCUGAUUCCUAUAAAUGGCUAUGAAACCACCAUCAAGUAUCCUAGUAAAUGGUUAAUGGGUAAAAACUUACGAUGUAGUGUUAAAUUAGAAACUGAUUAUUCAAAGUACAUUUAUGGCAAUAUCACUCAAUUAAUUGUUUGGUACCAAAAUGACAACAAUGAAACGUAUCAACUAUUGCUUGACUCGGAUGGAACAUCUCUCUUCUCAAAAGAGUAUUUCAUUGAUUUACCGUUGACUAAUUAUGGCAAAUUUCGCCUGGAAAUUGAAAUGCAAGCAAGUACAAAUGCAGAUAUUGAUACUUCGCUUCAUUUAGUUAAAACACUCUCGACGCAUCGUUGUUGGAAUACUUAUCAACAUUGUCCAGUAUUUUCCUGUUCACCCAAGGAUAUCAACAAUCAAAGCUCUGUUCAAUGUUCAUUCUCUCCCGAACUUUCCUUUAAUUGCUCCACUCCUGACCUUUGUAUUUAUCAAGAUGAAGUCUGUGAUUAUGAAAUUAAUUGUCCUGAUGGUAGUGACGAAUUGAAUUGCGACCAAUCGAGUGCUUUAAUGUCUAAUAAUACCUCGGCUAAUGAGCUAAAUGGAGACGUUUCUUCAAUCAAUAAUUUGAGAUGUUCAUUCGAGGUUGAUUACUGUUCUUGGAGGCCUUUCAAACUAUCAAAUGAAUCAUGUUUCUGGGGAAUGUGUUCACACAAUAGAGGCUUAAUCCGUACCGUUGCAGCUAAAUCAUUAACCCAGGGACCAACCUUUGACCAUUCUGAAAAUCCCAAAGGUCACUACUUAUUGCUCAAAUCAAGCAGCAAACGAGGCCGAAGUACUGGAUCCAUUGUCAGUUCAACACCCAUUGGAGGAAACUGUAAAUUAGUUUUACAUUAUUUGACCAACAGCCGAUAUAGUCAAGUUUUGAUUCGAUCAAGUGAUAACUCAUCUUCAUUUAACCCAUUCUCAACCAUUGAAGUUAUCGAUCUGGAUUGGGAGAAAUCAUUAUUUACCCGAGUUGAAGUUGAUUUAGACCUUUCUGGUGAAUGGUUAUUUCUGGUAACUAUGAUUAAAGGAGAUGAAAACUCUUAUCUGGCCCUCGAUGACAUUUAUUUUACCAAAGGAUGUUAUGCUCUUUCCAUACCAGAAUCAUCUUUGUCAUUGCAACCACCAACUCUUUCACCACUAUCAUCAUCAUCAUCAUUUCCAUCAACAAAUUUAACGGCUACAGCUUCUCCUUCAUCAUCUUCUUCAUCACCAUCAUCAUCAUCACCAUAAUUCACAUUUUCCAUUCAUCGAGCAAGACUUCAUCGUUCUAUCGAUAGAUUCCAUGCAUUCCUGUAACAGCCUAUUGUUAAAGCAUCAAGAUGAUUUAAGCAAAGUAAAAAAAGACAAGCGAUCAAGUAAAGAAGCAAAAAGAUGAAAAAAAGGAAGAAAAAAUGAAAGUUCAUAUUUAUAUCUCAUAUCUCUUCCAGUUGCCUUUAGCAAACCAAUGAAAUUUUCUCCUGCUAUUUCUUAUUGUCUUUCGGGUCUCAUUCACCCACUCCAACUCCAUAUUUCUCAACAUUUCUUAACUUCAUCUCUACCUUCAGCAUCAUCAUCAUUUAAAGCUAUUUUUCCAUUUGUAAAGGAUUCCAAAGGCUUUUGUAUUUAAUCUUUGACAACAAAAAUCAGAUGAUAUUUUUAGGUAAAGAAAGAGUAGAAAGAUUUAACUAAACUUUAUAAAGUCUCGUCGGUUAAGAUGGAGAUGAUCUUGAAGAUGAUAGAGAUGAUAGAGAAGAGGAAACUUUUGAUGUUCAUUUUUUGAGUUGCAUGGGUAUAAAAAUUGAAUACAUUUACAUAAUCAUGAAAGUGUAUAGAAAGCUAAUUGCAACGCAAUUCAAAAAACCAAUGUUUCAACCAACUAAAUUAUUGAAAUUGUUAUUGAAAUUAUUAUUGAUGUAAUACAUAUUUUAUUAAGCAAAUUUACUAAUUCCUUGUUUUCUCGACAAAAUUAAACAUUAAACACAAAAUAUGUGCCCAUUAAUGCAUUUCAA
Tetranychus urticae (two-spotted spider mite) is the source of this 2368-nucleotide messenger RNA. RefSeq lists its product as uncharacterized. The record is from RefSeq and is a predicted model, not a curated record. Gene Ontology annotation, molecular function: protein binding. Gene Ontology annotation, cellular component: membrane. Lineage: Eukaryota; Metazoa; Arthropoda; Arachnida; Trombidiformes; Tetranychidae.